This is a messenger RNA of Ooceraea biroi (clonal raider ant), 1593 nucleotides long. RefSeq names its product methyltransferase-like protein 5. Gene Ontology annotation, molecular function: rRNA (adenine-N6-)-methyltransferase activity; nucleic acid binding. Gene Ontology annotation, cellular component: SOSS complex; nucleus. The record is from RefSeq and is a predicted model, not a curated record. NCBI's taxonomy places the organism in Eukaryota, Metazoa, Arthropoda, Insecta, Hymenoptera, Formicidae. Gene Ontology annotation, biological process: rRNA methylation; DNA repair.
CAGCAUCCCCUUAACGCAGUACGGGCAGUACCGCCGAUAAAAAUAACGCAGUGACAUUUUCUGUCGUACCAUGCUACGGUGUUUUAUUUUCGAUUGCGAUAUUUCGAGAGGGAGGAUAACUUGAGGGCUUGAGGCAUUCUAUAUAUGUUCUCUCUCGCGUGGAGGUUAAGGUUGGUUUUAAGGAGGUUUAUAAUACAUAGCGAGAGAAAUAUACAUAUAUGCGUAUGUGAUUUGUGCAUAUUGUAGCAUUGUUGAAUUAAUAUUUUGUUCAUUAAGAAUAGAAUUGCACAUGUAAAUUUGAUGGCUUUUUCACAAUCAAACUCGAGAGAACUACAAAAUAGAAAGAUCUUGGAGGAGCUGCAGUUGAAAAAACAGAUGCUAUUAAAGCAAGGAGUUGCACCGACGUUAAAUUCAUCAUUAGGUGUUUCCUCAACGGGCUCCGCAUCGAAUGUGUCCACGACGCAAUCCAACGAUGGUAUAGCAAUGAGCUCGUCUCAAAGAUCAGCUUUACAUAGCGCACAUGCAACUUCGUCUGGCUACUUUGUGACUCAGGAUUCCUCUUUUGGCAAUCUGAUAUUACCCGUUCUCCCCAGAUUUGACAGCAAAUGAAUAAUGGCUAGUCUUAGACUUCGACAGUUGGAGGAAUAUUUGCAGCAGCUAGAUGUGUUUGAGAGGCCAAAAAUCUUACUCGAGCAAUACGCCACCAGUGCGCACAUCGCCUCACACAUGUUGUAUACCGCACAAUCACAGUUCAAUGAUAUAGAAAGUAAAAGCGUGGCGGAUCUAGGCUCCGGAUGCGGUGUAUUGUCAUUGGGUGCCAAAAUGUUGGGUGCUGAGUACGUAGCUGCGUUCGAGAUAGAUUCGGAUGCGAUUGACAUACAGUACAGAAAUUGUACCGAUAUAGAAUUAUUUGUGGAAAUAAUACAGUGUGACAUAUUACAUAAUUUGCCAGGAAAAUUUGAGAAACGCUUUGAUACUGUCGUGAUGAAUCCACCCUUCGGCACUAAGAAGAAUGCGGGCAUGGAUAUGAAGUUUCUGGAAACGGCGAUCAAACUUUCGUCCAACGCAGUUUACUCCCUCCACAAGAGCAGCACCCGUGAUUACGUGCUCUCAAGAGCGUCACAGCUCGGCGCGAGGGGAACAGUGAUAGCCGAACUCAGAUACGACCUACCGAGAGUUUACAAAUUCCACAAGAAAGCAUCCGUCGACAUCGAGGUGGAUUUUAUACGAUUCGAGUUGAAUUGAUGCGCCCGUUCAAUUCUACUCGAACUUGAUGCCUUGGGCCAGAGGUAGCUCGUUUCCAUGAUUGAUCGUGAUCGUCGAACGCCGCAUGUAAUGUUUCCACGCGUCGCUUCCGCUCUCCCGGCCCCCGCCCGUAGCCUUCUCGCCACCGAACGCACCACCUAUCUCGGCGCCGCUGGUACCGAUGUUGACGUUGAUUAUUCCACAAUCUGAUCCGCGGGGGCCGAUCCACUGCGCAAUGAAUGAACAGGACUCGAUAAGUGAAACUAUUACGUAUUCGAACAUUUGUGAGAUAAAUUCUUAUUGCUAGUUGUACAUAUAUUUACCUGAAAUACAUUUCCGAUACUUUUA